AAAUCAAAUCCCUGCACUUCUCUCUCUUCACGUGUUUCCUGGACCUCCAGCGUCUCAGAGGUUCCACACGCGGCUCUGCUGAGGUGAACGGAGCAGACAGAGGAGCAGACAGAGGAGCAGACAGGAGGAGCACCUGUCAUGGAAACUGUGGAGAGGCGCUCCUGACUCUCCCUCUGUGUGCGUGUGCGUGUGUGUGUGUGUCUGUGUAUGUGUGUGUGUGUCUGCUGCAAACUUUCCUGAUCUUCCGGUAGCAGACAGUCUCUCAGUCAACACAGCAGCAGGAGACGAGAGGAGGGACACAGCGGACCGAGCAGCGGAGGACGACCCAACCCGUUUAUUACACAGGGGAACUUCUCAAUGCGACCGUCAGUUAGCUGGUGCUGAGGGCUUGUUGUUGAAGGCACUAUGCCCCAGGCUGCUGACAUGAUCAGCCUGAGCUACCUGUCCGACUCCGAGCGGGAGCUGAUCCUGGAGGUGCUGCAGCGGGACGAGGAGCUGAGGCAGACGGAGGAGCAGCGUGUGCGGAAGCUGAAGACAGAGUUACUGGAUGUGAAGAGGAAAGGAGCCAAACGUGGCAGUGGAAAAUACAGUCAGCGUAUUUGUGGCCGAUGCCUGGAGCCUCUGAGUCGACUGACCAUUUUCUCCAGCCAGUGCAAGAUGUGCAAUCACCACGUGUGCGGCAAAUGCCGGACAGUCCUCCCCAAUGGAUCCUGGCUGUGCUGUGUGUGCGCCAAAGAAUCGGAUCUAAAGAAAAGGACGGGUGACUGGUUUUACGAUCAAAGGGUCAACCGGUUCUCCACUAUGCCAGGACACAACCUAGUGAGGGUUUCGCUAAAAAAGAAACCCCUAUUGAAGAGGCGUGAGACGACCGGGGAAGUACUGUUGAGAAAUACAGAAAUAAACCCAGAACUCCCCACUCCUGUGCCUCUGCCCAGGCUGAAAAAUCAAACAGACAACAAAGGUCAUUCAGUCGAGAAUUCAGUUGCUUCCAAAGAAUCGUUUGAAUCCAAGGAGGACGUCGGGUCAAAGUUGACUCGCAGUGAUACAGAGUCUGCAGAAAAUGCCAGUUUAAGCAGCAUUAAAACUGGGACUGAGUCCGGUGGUAUGACCCCUGAGCAAGAGAGGAGAGGGAAGCAGUCUCUCCAGUCCAGUCCAACAGGGUCUACUGUUUCCAGUCUGACCAUCCCAGUCAAACCAUCUAUCAACACCAACACAGAAGCAAACCCUGCUCCAGAAGUAAAACCUGUCAGUCCGAGCCCAGAGUUGGACGUUGACAGACUUUUCAAGAAGAGCAUCAAACGAGCCCCAAAGCCUCCUGAGUGUGUAUCGACACUCGACCUACGUGACGCACGCGAUGAACCUGACGCCUCGAUGGGCUACAAGAGCCGUUCUGUACCAGGUUUAGAUGUUCAGGAAGAUGACGAGGAGGAGGAAGAUAUUGACAGCUUGGUUAGCUUUCACAAAAGGACAAUGGGAACCAGCUCCUCCAGCCUGCACAGCUCAAAGAGCGCACUGGGCAGCACGAUGAGUAUUUACAGUGAAGCAGGAGACUUUGACAGCGUGGAGGUGAGCGGAAACAUCGUCUUCUCUAUGAGCUACGACGAAGAAAGCCAGAGCCUCCAGGUCUUCAUCAAGGAGUGCCAAGGGCUGGCUUACGCCGAUGCCCCGCGGCAGCUUUCAAACCCUUAUGUCAAGUGUUAUCUGCUCCCUGACAAAUCUCGCCAGAGCAAAAGGAAGACCACCAUCAAGAGAAACACCAUCAACCCCGUCUAUAAAGAAACACUUAAGUACUCCAUCAGCCGCUCUCAGCUGUUCACCCGCUCCAUGUUAAUAUCAGUCUGGCAUCAUGGUCGCCUCAGCCGCAACGUCUUCCUGGGAGAAGUGGAGAUCCCUCUGGACUGCAGAGACCUCGACUCCCCGUACGAAGAAAAUGUGGCUCUGAUGUCAAAGGCAGCCUUCACUGCACAGACUUCAGCUUUUGCUCAGUAUAAAGGAGAGUUGGUGAUCUCCCUGAAGUAUGUCACACAAAAGCCAGCGACUGAGAAAAUCAAAGUUAAGAAGAGAGAGGCCGUGACUGAACACGGGGGAGAACUGCAUGUCUUAAUUAAAGAGGCGAAGAAUUUGAUGGCAAUGCAACCAGGAGGGACAUCAGACAGCUUUGUGAAAGGAUACUUGUUCCCAACUAAAGGGAAGAGCACAAAAAGGAAGACUCCAGUCGUGAAGAAGAACCUGAACCCCCACUACGACCACACGUUUGUGUACAAGGAUCUGGCUCUGGAGCAGCUGAGGGAGAUGUGUCUGGAGCUGACUGUGUGGGACAAGGAGGCCAUAAGCAAUGAAUUCCUGGGAGGAGUUCGUCUCAGCUCAGUAAAAGGCACUGUUAAAAUAAGCAAAGAGGAAGUGGAAAUGGACUCGGUUGGCGAGGAGGUCAGUCUGUGGGAGAAGAUGAUGCAGUACCCUGACUCGUGGGCAGAGGGAACUCUUCCACUGCGAUCCACUAUGCGAAAGGAGAAGGGCAAAUAAGGACAGCAGCGCAACCCUGGAACUUCAAGGAAAAGAGACUGAGAAAAGGAGAAGCUGUGACUUCUGAGACGAAUGUGAGAUUAAUGAGGAAUGUGGAUACGUUUUAUUUUGAAACUCAUCAGACUCACGGUUUACUGGCCUCCUGAACAACAGACAUCUGUUCGCAACCCCCUCACACACACUGCAGACUGGUGUUACUGCUGGAAAUGUGUCAAAGCAUUCAACUCUAACUCUUUAAUUCAAGAGCAUUGACAAAGUCGUUUUAUGUUUUUUAAAUUCAGGCUUCAUACAUUAAAAUCAUGCACAGCACUUAGCAGAGAAACAGUGUUACACGUGUUUCUUUAUAGUUAUAUACAGAAUUUGUUUUGCUGCAUUCAACAAA
This is a messenger RNA of Paralichthys olivaceus (Japanese flounder), 2905 nucleotides long. RefSeq names its product synaptotagmin-like 4 (gene sytl4). Gene Ontology annotation, cellular component: exocytic vesicle; plasma membrane. Lineage: Eukaryota; Metazoa; Chordata; Actinopteri; Pleuronectiformes; Paralichthyidae. The record is from RefSeq and is a predicted model, not a curated record. Gene Ontology annotation, biological process: intracellular protein transport; exocytosis. Gene Ontology annotation, molecular function: small GTPase binding; neurexin family protein binding.